AUGGAGAGCUUCUUCUGUCCGCCUUUCAGCACCUUCCAGAGCUUCAGGGGCAGCCUGACACCGAGCCGCAGCAGGGACCUGGGGGCGAAGCAGCCCAGCUGGAAGCAGCACAAGAGCAGCGCCAUCAGCCCCUUCCUGGGGGGACCCCUCGCCCCCCUGCCCCCAGACUACCUGGACAGCUGCCGCCGGGCCCAGCUCCAGGCCCUGCUGUCACAGGUGAGCCCGGGGCUGGUGCCGCGGCUCCGCCGGGCCAGCACGAAGGAGGUGGGCGUGCAGGUGAGCCUGCGGGCCGAGGUGGCGGUGCAGUGCUCGCUGGGGCCGCGCACCCUGCCCGUGGGCCGCCCCCUCAGCCCCGCCGCGGCCCUCCGGCCCCGGGGCCGCAUUGCCCUCUACUCGCCCGUGCCGGACCGUCGCCUCUUCACGCUGCCGGAGGUCAAAGGACCCCAGGAAAAGGAGGAAAAGGCGCCCGGAAAGGACCCCCGGGAGCAGAAGGCGGAGGACGGUGCCAGAGGGCAGGAGGAGGGGCAGGCAGAGGAGGCGGCGAGGGAGGAGGCCGCAGCCCCCAGGCAGCGGGCGGCCUUCCAGUUUCUGGAGCAGAAGUAUGGCUACUUCCACUGCAAAGACUGCAAGACCAGAUGGGAGAGUGCUUAUGUGUGGUGCAUUUCUGGAAGCAACAAGGUGUACUUCAAGCAGCUCUGUCGCAAAUGCCAGAAGAGCUUCAAUCCCUAUAGAGUGGAAGCAAUCCAGUGCCAGACCUGUUCAAAAACUCGUUGUUCCUGCCCUGAGAAGAAAAGACACAUUGAUAUCAAGAGACCUCAUCGCCAAGAGCUGUGUGGCCGCUGCAAAGGCAAGAGGCUGUCCUGUGAUAACACUUACAGCUUCAAGUACAUUGUCUGAUCCAUGUGCUCUCUCUUGUUAUGUGUUUUGUACUGUGUUGGUCUCCUGCAAUUUUGUGACUUUAGGUUUUUGACCUGGCAUUGGAAAAUGGAUAAAGACUUUUGUAUUAUUUAUAAAGUACAUAACUUCAUUGUAUAUAUGGUGUGAAUAAAGUUCAAUAAAAGUUUGCACUAGUGUGUUACCCCUUAGUUUCAUCUUGAUGGGAUGAAAGAGGAAAGCUAUCUGGAAGGAAAUGGAAUGCAUUUGAUUUCCUAAAGAAAAUAAAUUUUGUUUUCAGUCUGCCUUUAGGGAAUACUGAGGUUAUAAAACCAUGCUAGCAAAUUUUUCCUUUGGUUGAUUAAACUGAAGCUAGUGAUGAGGAUGCAAAUGUUCUGGAGCAUAAAGUUUGGGAUAAAUGCAUUUAGCUGCAAGUGCCUCUUCUCACUGCCUCUGUAAAAUGUAUAGA
Calypte anna (Anna's hummingbird) is the source of this 1342-nucleotide messenger RNA. It is a transcript of the gene ZAR1L, whose product is annotated as zygote arrest 1 like. Gene Ontology annotation, cellular component: cytoplasm. The transcript has 4 exons. Gene Ontology annotation, molecular function: mRNA base-pairing post-transcriptional repressor activity. NCBI's taxonomy places the organism in Eukaryota, Metazoa, Chordata, Aves, Apodiformes, Trochilidae. Bases 1 to 897 code for a protein of 298 amino acids. The record is from RefSeq and is a predicted model, not a curated record. Gene Ontology annotation, biological process: translation.